UCCCCUCCAUUCCUACACCCCUGCCUCUUCCCCUAGGCGCUGGCUGCACAUGUGGAGAACUCCAGGUUGGUGGCUUCCGAGGCUUGCUACACUGCAAAGGCCAGGAGGUGACAGCAGGAGUGUUCAACCCAAAUGUCUCCACAGAUUGCUAGGAUGAGGGUCACUGGGGCAAGGCUGCUGAGCUCCUGUUUCCCGCUGCUGCUGGCCCUGCUCCACAAGUCAGGGAGUCAGGAUCUAACCUGCACGGUGUCCCCAAGCACUGUGGACUGGGCCCAGACAUUCAACGACACUUGCCUCAACUUCAGUGGCCUUGGCCUGUCCCUGCUCCGGAGCCAGCCCCUGAGAGCCAGCCAAGUGCAAGUCCUGGACCUGUCCAGGAACGGCCUGCAGACGCUCCCGGGGGGCUUCUUCGCCAGCCUGGAGAAACUGAAAACCCUGAUCGUCACCCACAACCGGCUGACCAGCGUGGACCAGUCGCUGGCCCUGCGCUGUGACCUGGAGCUCAGGGCAGACUGCAGCUGUGGGCUGGGGUCCUGGCAUGACCUUCGCCAGAACAACUGCUCAGGGCAGCAGCAGCUGCUGUGUCUCCACCAGGCCACUGGUGCUCCUGGGAACCUCUCCACCUUCCUUCAAGUCAACUGUCCCCCUAGCCUGGCCCCAGGGACCAUCGCCGCCCUUGUGGUGGCAGGGACUAUCUUUCUGGCCCUGGCUGUCUGUGGAUCUGUGCUGGUCUGGAGAGUUCGGCGACACCGGAGAGCCAGUGGCCAGGGCCUCGGCAAAGCCCAGAAUGCACAGGAUGCCCCAGGACCAGUGACAGGCUUCCUGCCAAGGUACAGCAGCCGGCGACCUGGCCCCAAGGCCACAGACAGGCCACCAGCCACGUCCACGCUGGUCUAUGAGAAUGUCUUCAUUGGCCAGCCAGCGGAGGACUGCUCCUGGUCGGCACCCAGGAGCAGCGCGGCAGGGGACAGGGACUGCUACAUGAAUUACAGGGGUGCCGACCUGGACCCUCAGCCCCUCUACUGCAACCUGGAGUCCCUGGGGUAGGCCCCACCACACCACGCGGAGUGUGGGUUCUGAGACGCUGAGCCCGGCCUGUGGAGACAGACGCUGGACUCCAAGACUCUGUUCCCUGCGACUGCACGCUGCCAGCAAGCUAAACAUCACAGAGGAUCCCCAAAGGGGAAGGAGAGUCAGAAACUGAAACCUCCCUCAGUGUGCAUACACGUGGUGCUCAAUAAAUGUCCUGGGACACGUGGGGCCGCUG
Psammomys obesus (fat sand rat) is the source of this 1267-nucleotide messenger RNA. RefSeq names its product leucine rich repeat containing 25 (gene Lrrc25). The transcript has 3 exons. The record is from RefSeq and is a predicted model, not a curated record. Gene Ontology annotation, molecular function: protein binding. Lineage: Eukaryota; Metazoa; Chordata; Mammalia; Rodentia; Muridae. Bases 133 to 1047 code for a protein of 304 amino acids.